AUGGAGAUGAACAAGGGGGAGGCCGAGAAGUGCCUCGAGAUUGGCAAGAAGUACCUGCGUCUCGGCAAUUGGAACCAGGCCAUCAAGUUCCUGGAAAAGUCGCUCCGCCUGUAUCCAUUGCCGGGCGUCGAGAUGAUACGCCGUCGAGCCAAGACCGAGCUGGAAAAGGCCUCGAGGGCCCGUGCACCGCCAACGUCGCCACGUGGCAGCACGUCAAGUGCCGGGAUGCGGCAUCGAGCAGCGCCAGCAGCCGCGUCGCCGUCCAGAUCUCCAUCAACGGAGUCGCUGCGGCCGUAUACAGCGGAGCAGCUGCAAGUGGUGCGCAAGAUCAAGGCGUGCAAGACGCACUAUGAGGUGCUGGCCGUGCCGCAAAGUGCGACAGAGAAUGACGUGAAAAAGGCGUAUCGCAAGUUGGCGUUGAAGCUGCAUCCGGACAAGAAUAGCGCACCUGGCGCCGAGGAUGCGUUCAAAGCUGUUGGCAAAGCGUUUACGAUCUUGAGCGACCCAGACAAGCGUGCACAUUAUGACCGCUAUGGAGACGAUGCGCCUGUGCAGCAACAGCAACAGCAAGGACAGGGAUACGCACAGGGUGAUGACAUUACACCGGAAGACCUGUUCAACAUAUUUUUUGGUGGCGGUUACCGUCCACGUGGACGUCGACCUGCACCGCCGCAAGGUCCUCGACCCCAGCAGCGCCACCCGCAGCACCCGCAGCAGCAGGAGGCCCGUGGCGGCAUGAUGAAUCUCGUGCAGUUCCUGCCGCUGUUGCUGAUCUUCCUCAUGUCAUUGCUGUCGAUGCCGUCGAGACCAGAGGUGCCGUUCAGCUUGAACCCGACGCAGCAGUUCCACGUGCACCGCUCGACGCAAAUGGCCAACGUGGUGAAGGGCAUCCCGUAUUACGUCGAGCGCGAUUUCGAACAGCGGUAUACGACGCACUGGCGCGAGUUGUCACGAGUGGAACAAAUGGUCGAGCAGGCGCACGUGUCACGGCUCGCCGAGAGUUGUGAGAACCUCAAGCUGCGACAGAAACGGAUGCUCUACCGCGCGCGCAACUCCCGUAGUGACGAUCGCGAGUCUGCCAUGCGAAAAGCACUAGAGAUGAAGAUGCCGCCGUGUGACGAGCUGCGCAGGUUCCGUCAAACGCGGCGCUAUUGA
Hyaloperonospora brassicae is the source of this 1155-nucleotide messenger RNA. The record is from the annotation of a GenBank genome assembly. Lineage: Eukaryota; Oomycota; Peronosporomycetes; Peronosporales; Peronosporaceae.